UGGGGCUACAGGCGUACACCACCACACAUGGCUAAUUUUUUAUUUUUCUUUUGUUGUAGAGAUGGGCUGUCAUUCUGUUGCCCAGGCUGGUCUUGGUAUACUGUCCUGUAGCAAUAUAUGUUGGCUACCUGUACUGGCAUUGGCUUUUCCAAGUGUCAAGAUUACAGGUGUGAGCUAGUAUACCCUGCCCAGUGUUUCUUUCUUAUUUGGCUUUGGUGUGAAUGAGAAAAGAAUUUAGUACUAAAAUUUUAUGUGCAUACAAAAGCAUUAUUUGAAGUCAGCCUGUUUUCCCUCAACCUCUAGUACUCUGUAAAGUAUACCAAAAGUCAAGGUUUUAAAGAACUGUGUUACAUAUUAGAGAGAACAAAUCAAAAGCUACUUAUCUCCAUCAUUACCAGUAGAACAUUAGUAUGUAUUUUGAAGCACCAUUUGACUCUUUCUAUUUCAGCUACUUGCUUGUCCCUUGCAAAGUUAUUAUAGUACUCUUUUAAAACUUUUCUUCAAGGGAAGAGCUAUUUUGACUUCCUUUUCUUUGAUCUAAACGUAACACCCAGAAUAUGCUUAGCAGAUCAUCCCAAAACAAAUAUAACCUGUUUAAAUUGUUCAUAGCAAAAGUUACAUAUUAUAAAGAGUUAUGAGCAUCUUAGGCAGUGAAUAGUAACUGAAUAUCCUCUUAUAGUUGUCCUUCGCUAGCAGGAAGCCUUAUUCCCUGCCCUUUUACAUAUCUUAACUUAGAAUGUUACUGUCUAAAUAGUGGUUAGGCAAGAGUAGUUCUUAAACUUGCAGUAAUUAUCUUGCACUACAUUUAAGGGCUAAAUAGCUAGUAGUGGUGCUUGAUAAUUGAAGAAAUUUGUACGGCUGGAGGAAGUACCUGCUAAAUUUUCAAAAGUUUCCUGAAUUUAAUAGGAAACGAAGUUUUAUUAUUGAUGCAAGCCCUAAACACUCUUUCAACUCCAGAGGAGAAGCUGGCAGCUCUCUGUAAGAAAUAUGCUGAUCUUCUGGAGGAAAGCAGGAAUGUUCAGAGGCAAAUGAAGAUUCUGCAGAAUAAGCAAGCUCAGAUUGUCAAAGAGAAAGCUCACUUGCAGAGUGAACACAGCAAGACUAUCUUGGCAAGAAGCAAGCUAGAGUCUUUUUGCAGGGAACUUCAGCAUCAAAAUAAGACAUUAAAGGAAGAACAUAUGCAGCAGAAAAAAGAGGAGGAAGAAGUUCUUAAAGAAGUAACUGCACAUUUCCAAAUUACUUUAACUGAAAUUCAAGCCCAGCUGGAACAGCAUGAAAUACACAAUGCCAAACUGCAGCAGGAGAACGUAGAAAUGGGAGAAAAGCUAAAGAAGCUCACUGACCAAUAUGCACUGAGGCAAGAGCAAAUUAAUAAAGCGUUCAAACAUAAGGAAUUACGACAACAGCUUGUAGAUGCCAGACUUCAACAAACAGCACAGCUGAUAAAAGAAGCUGAUGAAAGACAUCAGAGAGGGAGAGAGUUUUUAUUAAAAGAAGCAACAGAAUCAAGGCACAAAUAUGAAGAAAUGAAACAAGAAGAAGCACAACUGAAAGAGCAGCUUUUCCUUUAUAUGGAUAAGUUUGAAGAAUUCCAGACUACCAUGGCAAAAACCAAUGAACUUUUUACAGCCUUCAAGCAGGAAACGGAAAAGCUGAGAAAGAAAAUUAAAAAACUGGAAAAAGAAAUGGUAAUAUGGUGUACCAAAUGGGAAAAUAAUAAUGCAACACUUCUGCAAAUGGCUGAAGAGAAAACUAUUCGUGAUAAAAAUUAUAAGGUCUUUCAAAUAAAAUUGGAGCGGUUAGAGAAGCUGUACAAGGCUCUUCAAAUAGAAAGGAAUGAACUCAGUGAGAAACUGGGAGUUCUGAAAGGGCAGGUCUCUGUGAAAGUAGCAGAUGUAGAUUUAGCAGUGCCUGUGAUGCAUUCCUGUGCUGACCUGGAUUCUUCCAAUAUGCUGAACACUUCCUCUAAAAGAGCCCCAGGAGUCCAUCUGGAGGCUGACCCCAAAGGAAUGAAUGAAGCAAAAUGCUACUCAAAAGCCCUCUCCACAGGAUCUCCUCUAGGCAUUGAUUAAGAUGAAGUGUGAUCAUUGUACUGAUGGAUAUAUUUUGUGUACAUGUUUCUCUUUUAGUUGUAACUAUUGAUUUUGUAAUAAAAAUUUCCUCUACUUUUUCUACCAUAUCUCUAUUUUUUUAGAACUACUCAACUGUGUGGUAACAGAAAGCUUCUUACCAAUUUCCCCAACUAUGUUGCACAUCAGCCUCAUUUUCCCCCUUUAUUGGAAUGCAUGUUUUCAUUGCCUUCUCCUUUCAAAGUGUACGUUUGUGUGUUCAUUACCUUAAAUUAUCUUAAUUUGAGACUUUUUUUAUAAUGGUUUCAUAAUGUGAAAUCAAAUACUAAUUUAAACUCUGGAGCCCAUAAUAUCUACAUAAAAGAAAAUAUAAAGUGACUAAUAUUGUCAAGUCAUUUAAAUGAUAAGUAAAACUCCAAUGGAUUAAGAAACAAGCAUGGCAUAUUUGAUUCAGAUCAGUUUUUUGACAAUAUUUGUAUGACUUUCCAAAUUGAUGUGACUGUAAACUUUGAAUUCCUCAAAAUUGACAGAAUAUAUAUAUAUGUACACACACACACAGAGAUCAUUUAAAUGUAAAUGAUGUUAAGAAAAACCAAAACAGUAGCAUAUGCAGGCAAGUCAUUGGACCAAUAGGCUUAAUAUUUAUGAAACUGACAAUUGUUAUGCUUUAGUUUCAGGUUACAAUUAUGUUUAAAGAAAAAAAAAUCAGUAUCUAGAUCUCUGCACUUGGCAUGGAAAAUUUUGAACUAUUUAUUCCUUAAUUUUCUUUUAUUUCAGUUUCUCAUAGAGCUAAAUGGUUUUACAUAUAUUCUCUUGUCAGAUUUGUGGUCUAAUAGAGGUAGAAAAUGGAAAUUUUCCCAGUACUUAGAAAUAUGGUACUUAGGAAGAAGUCUAGGAUGUGAAUUACAUAUACACUUCCCCUAGUGACUAUGAUAAUCAAGGGGGCAGAUAGCAGAGGAAAAUAAGUUAACAUGAAAUUUGACAAAUUUUAUUACUUUGCCAAAAUUAGCAAAACAAAAAUACUUACCUUCCCCUGCUCACCCCCCAACUUUUUAUAAAUAUUCAAUUCAGCUACAAAACAAAAUACUGGACCCACUUCUCUCAGAAGAGAUGAAGAUACCUUAUAUGCCCUAAAGUUAAUACCAGCAGUCAUAUUUUAUCAGAUGUAAAGCUGGAUGUAAGCUCUUAAUGUUAUACUAAGGCAGUUUCUUAGGCUGUGACACUUCUUUGUGGUACUUAUUUUGUGUGAAAGGUAAAUUUUGGGGAGAAAGCAAUGUGAAAAACAACUUGUUCUGUUGUUUUUGGCAUACUGUUUAUGUUAGAUACACUGUGUUACAAUACAGUAUAACGAAGAUCUGCAUUGUAUUUUGGAAUUUGGUUCCCUUUCAGAAUUGCUCCUCUGGCUAGCAGUGGAAACAAAACCCAAAGGAACCCUUUGCAGAAGAUUCCCUUGUAAAUGGCCCAGUGGCACGCCCAGUAUCUGCAAUGUUCUAGAAUAGAAGUUGGCAAACCUCUCUGUUUGCCAAGCCUGCAGAGUUGAACAUGUCCAUAAAUGUAUACAAUCUGACCCUGUUUUUUGGCCCUGUUUCUGGACACUGUAGCUGACCAAGAAAAUGUUUAAAUGUUGACAUCAAUUAAAUUUUUUUGUUGUAUCAUU
Molecule: messenger RNA, 3726 nt
Organism: Gorilla gorilla gorilla (western lowland gorilla)
Lineage: Eukaryota; Metazoa; Chordata; Mammalia; Primates; Hominidae
Product: gamma-taxilin-like
Exons: 9
Coding region: 927-2072 (381 amino acids)
Biological process (GO): regulation of cell cycle
Molecular function (GO): syntaxin binding
Source: RefSeq, a predicted model, not a curated record